AUGAUUUAAUCUACAAAUGAAAAAGAUGAGCUAAACAUUUAACUUCAGAAGAACUUAAUAGCGAUUUAGAAGAAAUUGGAUAAAAAAAUAUAGCAAGUCAAAGAACUCGAAGAUCAUAAUUGGUUUCUUAAAGCUUAAUUGGAUUUAAAUGAAUGCUUAAGAAAGUUAGAGGUUGAAAGAUAUUAAUAGUAAUAUCAAUAAUAGUAGAAUGGGUAGAAUAAUGAAAUCCCUAGAGAGUUCAAUCAUAAUGAAUUAAAUGAAGCUUAAAAUUACUAUAAUUUGCAAAUUAACAGAUCAAUUGAGUUCCAUAAUGAAAUAUCAGCAGUAUCCAAGAAUGAAGCUUAUUACGAAAAUCAAUAAGUUGAGUAAUCAAAUUUAAACAAUAAUUUAGGGUAUUUAUCAGAGGUAUCGGAGAAAUCAAUUGAAAAUGAUCUUUCCAUAGCAGAAGAACAUUUAAAAGCACAAUAGAAUUAAUACGAACCAGAUUAUGAAUCGAAUAGAAAUCCUUAGAAAUAAAUUUAACCAAAAGUUAAAAUAAGUAAUCCAAAUCCCCUUAUUGUAAUGAGAGACUAUUAGAAUGAUUAAAGUCAAGAAUUCAAUGAUGCUGAUGGAAUUUAAUCAUCUACCUAAAAUGUGUAAUUCAAAGAAAUUGAAGAAUUAGAAAACAAUUCUCAAGAAAAAAUAUCAAAACUUUAUAUUGAGGAAUCUAAAAUAAUUGAAAAUAAAGAAAAUGAAUCAUCUGAAACCUAAAGAAAAUAACUAUUUGAUGAGUUGUUUAACUUGAGUUAAAUAGAGAUAAAUUUAAGAAAAAGCACAUUUCAGUCUAUCUUAUCAUAGGAACCUUCAAAUAAAAAAAUAAGAAAAGUGGUCAAAAAAGAGUUAUCAAGAUUUAGUAAUGCACUGACUAGAAAUGUAUAUCAGUUAAGCAAAGAAAAGAAAUAAACUGUUAUCUGCUAUAAUGAUCAUGAUAAUAAGAUUAUUGUAGGAUAAAAUGAAACUAACACAUUAAUUUUUGACUCAGAGAUGCAAGAUAUGUGGCUUUUAGAACUUGACUCAGAGCUAAUAUCUAUAUAUCAAAUUAAUGGACUAUUCUUCUUCGGGAUGAAUGAUAAGAAAGUCAUUAUUUUUGAAAAAGAUUAAUACGAUGAAGUAAAGAGGAUUGAUACAAUAAAGUGUGUUCAAAAAUUUGUUUACUACCAGCAUGAGGAUCCGAAUUUGAACUUGCCUAAAGAAUAUUUAAUCCUUUUAGAAAAGGAAGGCUACAUCUAAUUCUUUAGUUUCUAAGAAAAAUAGAUAGUAUCAACUCAUCAGCACUCUAGCUUAAUGAGUAUAUAGGAUGGAUUAUAAGUUGCGAAUAAAAACUAAUUAUGCUUGGCAUGUAAUAAUAAAUUAAGCAAUUCAUAAAAAAAUUUAGCUCAAAAUUAAUCCUUCUCAAGAAGAAAGCUUAGUUGA
Molecule: messenger RNA, 1452 nt
Organism: Stylonychia lemnae
Lineage: Eukaryota; Ciliophora; Spirotrichea; Sporadotrichida; Oxytrichidae
Source: the annotation of a GenBank genome assembly